CCUCCGUCCUAGUGAGCACAGUGGCCUAAUUAUUAAUUUAAAAAAUGGAUGAAUAAAUUAACAGUUCGGGAGAAACUGGCGGACAUUAAAUUGAAUGUCCAGUUUUUUUUUAUCGGUUCUGGGGUUUAAUCGGUGAGGGUAAUCUCAGGGGCUUCAUGGAAAAUUGGAGAACAUUUUGUGAAUGUCCAGAUGUCGAAUCCAAGAGAUGGAAGAAAUGCGCGCAGUUGUCCCUCUAGUUUAUCACUGACACCAGCAAGGCCGCGUCUCCAUCACGCGGCAGAGUCUAGUCAUCCGAACGACGAUAGUGACCUAGACAGUGUAAAGAGUUACGGUAGUGCAUGCAGUACAGCAAGUGCCUGUGAUCACGCACACUUCGCCCUAAAUGGCACCACUUGGUCAGGACGUAGUCGAAAGUAUGUGGUUCACUGCUCGAAUCAUAACACCGAGACUGGGGAGUACUUGACACCCACCCAAAGGGCUGCCAAACAGAUUAGAAGAUACCAGACUCUGCUCAAUGAUGCGAAAAAAGAGAUCGACGAGAAAGAUCGAGAAAUUUUGAGACUGACUAAGGAAGUUGUUGAACUGAGACUUUACAAGGCGUCCCUGAAUAGUCCCGACGAGAGGACUGACUCCAGUGACGCCCUGACUGUCAAAGAGAACAAUCCCUUCUCACCUGAGAGCCCCUGCAAAGAUCUUCCUGAGGAGAACGGUGAGAAAAGCCCCACAUCACCAGGAACACCUGAGAAGAGGGUCGAAGUCGAUUUGACACUGUCUCUCGCUGAUUCUGGACACUUCGAGGAUGAGUCUAUUCAUUCCAAAGAGGAGACAGCAAUUUGUCCGAGGAUCGAUGCUACUGAUGACAAGGGUGAGGGCAAUGAGGAGGAGAGGAGGAAAAUUGUUGCUCUUUAUGAGGAGAGAAUCGAGGAAAUGCACAGAAGACAUGUCGAUGAAGUUCAGGAGAUAAAGCAGAAGCACAACGAUAAGGUUGAAAGUUUAUUGAAUCAAUUGCAAGACGUGAAUACUCGUUACUGCGAACUCCGUCCGUCCAUGGAUGCAGCUCUGGUGAGGGUGAAGGAGCUGGAGGAGGAGCUGGAGAGCACGAAGACGAUGUUGAACGAGCAGAAGACACUUUUGGAUGAGCAGGAGGAGAGAAAUAAGCAAAUGUACCUGAAAAUGUAUGCCAAAGGCCAGGAAGCGGCUAGACUCGAGCAGGCGGAUCAGAUAUUCGAUAACGCCCAGCAAGACACACCGAAAGUAACAGUAGCUGAAUUACUGCAACAAUUGAGCGUUACCCAAGCUGAAUUGGAGAACAUAAAGGGUACAAGCUACUUGCCACAGCUUCACCUUUCAGCAGAUCGUAGCCAAUGUUUAUUAAGUGCCCAGGAGGCUGUUUCUCUCUGGGUCCUUGCCACACGUAAGGCUAUGUACCGGAGGAUUGUGGAGUCUCGGAAGAAAGGAACCCUCGAUCCCGAGAUAACUCUUCAAUUUUUGAAAUCCGCAAUCUACUACUUCCUGACUGAUAAAGAAAAUCACCACGGCCACUUGAACGCCAUCGAGAGCAUCCUCGGCUUCACCGACAACGAGAAAUUAAACAUCGAUAAAAUCUAUCGCUCCACAAGGAAAUAAUCCGUCAGCUUCAGCCCAUCGACUCCCUCCAUUUUUAUUGAUUUUCCAGUAAGUCAUUUUUAAUAAUUCAUCGUGAUGUCAUCAUAAUGAAAGGGUUAUCCAUGUCAACGGUUUUCGCUGAAUAUCUUGAAAUCCCUAAGAGAUAUGAUGAAUGUCAUAGGGACAUUUUUUGUAAAUUGCAUUCCGCUUUAUUUAAGUUGUUUUAUCAAAAAUUCCGAUAUCUCUCACGGAUUCCAAGAUAUUCAGCGAAAAUUGACAUGGAAAAUUCUUGCGAAUCGUGUCAUCUUUUCCGUGUUGAUGGCAUCUCGGUUUUUUUUUUAUAAAAAACAAAUUAAAAAUUGAAGCGCAAUGAGUAAUUUCGCUUGUUGAGGCCCGUCUUGCCCCUCCAAUAUGCUACAAUGACCAGACCUUAUCAAUGGACUGAUUACACGUGGAAAUUGUAGGGAAAUUUAAUGAAAAAUGAAAAAAAUUCCACGUCUCAAAUAUUUUUUGUGAAUGCAUUUUUAAGUCUUUAUUUAUUUAGUUAAUUCAUCCACUGAUUAUCAUUAAACACAUUCUACAGAUUAUUUAUUAUCGACUUUCUUUGUCGUGUGAUCGAUCGAUUGAUAAAAUUAUUGAAUUAUAUUUCGGUUGUAAUUUAUUUAUUUAUUCAGCAAUUGUGCGGUUUUCCAUGAAAUUUUUAGGGAUUCAACACUUAUUCGUAAUUUAUCAAUUACUAAUAAUCAAUCGUCUACUCUUGAAUAGUUGGAUUGACAAUUUUAUCAGUAGAAUUUGUUAAUCAACAAAUUAGGGCAAUUGUCAGAGUUCUUUAACGAUUGAUGAGUCGAUUGAGAAAAUGAUUUGGAAAUUCCUGUGGAUUUUCAUUUUGAACCUCAGAAUGCAAACGUUUUUUUCGUACUGCUCUUGACUUUUUGAAAAAGUGAAAAUCCCUAUGGAAAUCGUUCAUCAGUAGUGCCAUAGGGAUUUUUAAACGACCAAAAGUCCCUAUGACACUCGAUAUGAAAUUUACUCAUCAAUUGGUGGAGAUCUCGACAAAAAGUUUUUGAAGAAGAUAUUUCGCUUUGUGACGUCGUGUUUUCAAUUUUUCUUAACUUAUCAUCGAUUUAUUAAGAGGAGAGACAUAUCGGAGUCUUGGGUAAUUAUGGGAAUAUCGAUAUUCCGUUGAGAGAAAAACCAACAGCUUCUAUGAAAAAUCUUAUAACCAAAAAUCAUCCCCGGAAAAUUACAAAAAAAAAAUUGCGACCGGUCUGAAGUAGCGUUUUUUGUCAAAAAGUAUUCCUCAAAUUUUUUUGUUGACAAUUCUUAGAGAUCGAGUCGUUAUGUUUAAAAAACGAGAAGUGGCACGUGAUUUAAAAUGAAUUAAUUACUUCCUUGUGAUUGAUAUUUCUCCUGAUACUUUUGGAAUAAAAUGAAGUCUUAAUUUGUUGAGUAAAAAGAUAUAUAAAUCAUUAAGUGUCAUUUAUCCUUGUCAUCAAAAUCGAAAAUUUUCAGGAGCUGUUUGGUUUUUCUCUUGAGUAGAAUUAAAGGGACUUAUUUAUGAAUUUUAAAGGUUAAUGGCACUCCAGAGUGUCAAUCCAGAAAACCGCUUUUAGGUCGUCCCUUUUAGGGUGAUAUCGAGACUGAAGGGAAAUGUUUUGCCUUUUUAUCAAUGUGAAUUAUGAAUAAUGCAACUGAAUGAUUGAGCAUUUGAAAAAUGUAUAAAUAUGAGUUAUGAAUAAUAAAAAUGA
Fopius arisanus is the source of this 3353-nucleotide messenger RNA. It is a transcript of the gene qtc, whose product is annotated as quick-to-court. Bases 190 to 1626 code for a protein of 478 amino acids. Lineage: Eukaryota; Metazoa; Arthropoda; Insecta; Hymenoptera; Braconidae. The transcript has 7 exons. The record is from RefSeq and is a predicted model, not a curated record.